UAGGGUGGCAGGAGAACGUGCAGGGGUGGGAUCACGUGCCUACGACGUGCAUAUGAAUACAGGACUGUUGGAAAAAGUUACAAGCCUGUGGCCUGUUGGAAAGAGGUACGAGACUGUGCGUAUAGAUACAGGACUGUUGGAGAGAGGUACGAGUCUGUGCGUAUAGAUACAGGACUGUUGGAAGGAGGUACGAGACUGUGCAUAUAAAUACAGGACUGUUCUAGAGAGGUAUGAGUCUGUGCGUAUAGAUACAGGACUGUUCUAGAGAGGUACGAGACUGUGCAUAUAAAUACAGGACUGUUCUAGAGAGGUACGAGUCUGUGCGUAUAGAUACAGGACUGUUGGAGAGAGGUACGAGUCUGUGCGUAUAGAUACAGGACUGUUGGAGAGAGGUUCGAGCCUGUGGCCUGAUGGAGAGAGGUGAAAGGCUUUGCAGCGUGGAGGACUGCACCCCUGGCGCGGGCACGUAUCUGCGGCACGGCUCCGUUUACGCCUCGCUGGCCGGCUACGUGCUGAGGAGGAACGAAGGCGAGGAGCUGCCGGUGAUCUCGGUAGUUAAAGAGACAGAAGCACAGCUUUUGCCUGACGUCGGAGCCAUCGUCACCUGUAAGGUGACGAGCAUCAACCCACGGUUUGCGAAAGUGCACAUCCUCUACGUGGGAUCUACACCUCUGAAGGACCGGUUCAGAGGCACCAUCAGGAAAGAAGAUGUGAGAGCAACAGAGAAAGACAAAGUGGAGACGUAUAAGAGUUUCAGGCCCGGUGACAUCGUCCUCGCCAAAGUGAUCUCGUUGGGCGACGUGCAGUCGAACUACCUGCUGACCACGGCGGAGAACGAACUGGGCGUGGUCGUGGCCCACAGUGAGGCAGGAGUACAGAUGGUUCCCAUCAGCUGGUGUGAGAUGCAGUGUCCUCGAACUCACAAUAAAGAGUUUCGCAAGGUGGCGAGAGUGCAGCCGGAGUACCUGCAGGCGUGAACGACCCCGAGCGCCAACCUUUACCCUCGGAACACACAGCUUCACACACACACACACACAUGUAAAUGUCACACAACUGGAAUUCCUGGAGUUGGUAAACCCAGUUUAAUGCAAAUGGUAUUAAAUGUCAUUAGAAAGGAGUGCUUUGACCAGUUAGCGUGAGUGUGAGCCUCAUCCCAUCUAACAGGAAUCUCAGACUCUUUCUUUUCCGAGGAACAAACUGGAGAAGCGAAACAUGACCAGCUAGCGCGGGGGUGGGCAGUCUUAUCGGGAAAGGGCCGGCGUGGGUGCAGGUUUUCAUUCCAAACAAGCAGGAGACACACCUGAUUCCACCUGAUUAAUCAGUUGAUCUUGGCUUUCAGUAGACUCAGGUGUGGCUUCUGCUCGGUUGGAAUGAAAACCCGCAUCCACACCGGAACUUUCCGGAUAAGACUGCCCAUCCCUGAGCUAGCUCCACCCCCACGCCCAGAUGGGCGUUUCUGAAGUAAUGCUGAUUGUUUGUCUUUUAGCGUGCACUGUUUUCACGCCUCUGUAAUGCACAUGGACCGCUAACGAAAUGCUCAGAGAUGAUUUCAUUUGUUUUGUGUUUUUAUUUUUUCUUUCUUCUUUUCAGCCAUGGCUUUAUUCUGAAGUCUUGCCUUUUUUUUUUUGGUUCUAAAUGGUUUCAUUUCUGUACACGGAGAGGUCAUGUAUUUACAGCAGUCUGAAUGAAUAAAGUGAAUCAAAAUAUGA
Molecule: messenger RNA, 1709 nt
Organism: Ictalurus furcatus (blue catfish)
Lineage: Eukaryota; Metazoa; Chordata; Actinopteri; Siluriformes; Ictaluridae
Gene: exosc1
Product: exosome component 1
Exons: 8
Coding region: 411-977 (188 amino acids)
Biological process (GO): RNA processing
Cellular component (GO): nuclear exosome (RNase complex); cytoplasm
Molecular function (GO): RNA binding
Source: RefSeq, a predicted model, not a curated record